This is a messenger RNA of Didymodactylos carnosus, 887 nucleotides long. The record is from the annotation of a GenBank genome assembly. Lineage: Eukaryota; Metazoa; Rotifera; Eurotatoria; Philodinida; Philodinidae.
UUGUUAAAUUUGCUGAAGGUGCUUGGGUGGCCUUAAUCAUUGCAUUAAUCUUGUUCACUUUUGGCUUUUGUUGGUAUUACGGUCAAGGUAAACUUCGUCGAUAUUUACAUCACCAUGUUAAAACAACAACUCUCUGUCGUCUUCCUUAUCGAUUUGGACUAACGGCAUUAUCAAGCAAUGAUUCACAAUUAAUACCUACAACAGUGGAUGGCAAAACAACAAUUUGUAUUAAUCAACAUUAUCCAGACUCCGAUACGGAUUCAGCCAGUAGUUAUGACGGAUAUCAUGAUAAAAGAUCAACAGAAGAUUAUUCAAGUUUGCAUGGCCAUGUAUCAUUGGUAACAGAUGUUGCAAUUACAGCUGUUGGUAAUACAGUUGAUUUUCACAAUAAUGCUGGCAUAACAGCAUCGAUUACCCCUGGUCUAGGUGUAUUUUUAACAACAUCAUCGACUUAUACUCCCCAUGUAUUUGAAAAUUUACUAAAGCGUCUACAUGCAAUACCACAAGUAAUUAUAUUUUUAAAAAUAUCUCAUGUCAGCGUACCAAUAUUAUCAGAUGAGAAACGUUUAAUAAUUAAAAGUUAUGGGAAUCAAACGAUUUAUCAUAUUGUAGCACAUUUUGGUUAUUGUGAAAAUAAAAUUCAUGUAUUAGAAAUAUUACAACUUGCUGCUUCAAUCAGUGGCAUUCCCGUUCCGAAUGAAGCCAAUAUUACAUUUUUUAUACCAAAUGCUACAAUAGUGGUUAAUAAAAAAGGAUGGAAAACAUGGUUUACACGGUGGCCACUCAUUGUUUACUCGGUUUUGAAAAGUUCAUUUCCUGGCCCAGCUAAAAAUUUACACUUGCCACCAGCAAACACUGUUAGCGUUGGUAUAUUAGCACAUUUAUAA